AUGUUCGAGUCGGCGGCGGCUGCUUUGAAUACACCACCAUCCCUCCAAGCACGACCUCCAACACCACCCCGAGAAUCUGUUAAUAGCGGACCGAAACCUGGCUCUCUUGGCCUCGAAAAGUUUCACUUCACCAAUUCAAAUCACAGAAGGGCAUCUGCACCAGCCGCUAGUUCUGUCACCACAGACGACUCGCCUCUAGAUAAUCCUGGAUCGUCAAUAAAGUCGGGGAAGAAGAGGGUUCUGUGGUCAGAGUUCACGGAAUACUCAGACCCCCCCACUGCUUCAUUCGACGGAAAGCAUAUCACCCGGAUGGUCCAACCUUUGGCCCCUUCCUCCGAACGAAAACCCUCUAAGUCUAUCCUCAAGACAUAUAAUGUCCGUGAACAAGAGUACAAUGGUGUAGGGCCAAACGCGAAAUUGCUACCUCUCCAUCAUCACGCAUCUUUUGCAGCCAUGCUGGACUCGAUAGUACAACAGUUGGCGGGAAAUGAUAGGAGCUCGAAAAUGGAUGCAUACCUCAUGUUGUCCAGUACACUGAAGGCGUCUGAAAAUGUACCGGACUUGAAGGCAUUGAAGCUUAAGAUGGGAAUUCUGUGCCAAUUAAUUGGGCAGGAUCUUUCUCAGAAGCUGGAGAAUGGCAAGCCCGACACCUCUCUGGUGGUCAAUGCUUUAGUCCUGCUCUCGAGUUUUCUUCAGAAACACGCGGUGUCAGCAAUGUUUCCGGCGGAAUUUUCCGUACAACUUGUGGAUCAUUCUAUCAAGACCUUUGAGGAAGAGGCACCGUCCAAGGAAAUCAUCAAGCAUCUGAUGUUCAUCUUGGCCCAGCAGAACUUCUCCUUGAAAGUCAUGAACGAGAAAAGAGUCGGGAGGUUGAUCACGGCGUUACACAACAUCGGAAGCCACCUCAAAGGCAAGAGCAUUGCUAUGUGGAGGAUCAGCAUAUUUCGGGCAUUAUUGCGGCAGUGUCGUAAUCAUAUGAUGGCCAACUCGUCAUGGUAUGUGGACAUGUUCGACGGCAUGCUCAACAGUCUCAAGGAAAUCCGCACGCAGGCAAUCACAUUCGCUUUUGAGGCUGCCAUUACUCUUGGUAUCGAGAGCAACGCUACCAGGGCCGUUACGCAUGUGUUCGCACAUCAGCAUGACAAGGAAUCUUAUGCGAAACACUACACCGGUAAAUUGGAAGAUAUGUUGAGGAAGAAAGUUGAUUGGGAUAGCGCUACAGUACCACAAAUAUGGAGCAUCGUGAUGUUGUUCUUCCGUUCAAGCCCUAACGCCUUGGAACAGUGGCAAUAUUUCAACUCGUUCCUCAACAUCAUCCAGUUGUGCUUCAACUCUAGCGAUAUACCGACCCGGACAGAAGCUAAUUUUGCCUGGAAUCGCUUCAUAUUCGCCCUCCAACCGAACGAAAAGACUUCUAAAAAGUUCCGCGGUUUGCUUUCUCAGGCUCUCUUCACCCAACUUAAGUCACGCAAACAUGGGCGAAAAGCCGCACUAAGCAGUAUGAAUAUUCUGUUAUAUUACGCACUCAGGCCUCAAUCUUCCGCGACUCAGCUAGAAAUUUACUGGGAUGAAUAUGUCGCUCCUCUCGUGGAUGCGUGUCUGACAUUUGCAAAGGAGCGUGAGGGUCCAGAAGUGGCCAAGCAAGAGGCUAUGGAUGCAUGUAUUAUUCUCCGAUGCCUAUUUGACACGACAACACAACGAAAGUGGUCGGAGACGAGGGCUAUCGAUAGCCUUCAACAAGCUGUCAUGAGCUCGUCAGAACUCCCAGCACUCGAUUCGAAGUGGCUACGCAAGAAUCAUGCUCGAGUUUUUAAGGUCCUGGCGCCGCUGAUGGAGAAGCUAUAUUGGGAUCUUGGCCACGAUACGCCUAUCACACGACUUUGGAAGACCUACAUUGCGUCCAUUUCUUCGCCAGCAGUGACGGAGAUUAGACCUCAUCUUGAUACCAUGUCUUGCAUUGCCUCGAUAUUUGGCAUGUUACACAAAUUUUGGACAGUCGGUGGAGAAAAGCUCGGAAAUUUGCCCCCAGGAAACGCCUUUUCUACGGCCGAGAAGUCAGCAGCGUUCUUGAAAGGAUUCGAAUGCAUCAUUUCUUCAACCAUUGCUGGUCUUCGUUUAUCACCCUUCGAGGGCGAGAGGAAGAUCUCGAUUGCACACGAUUCCUUCUUUGCGGUCGACACCCCAACGCAUCAGCAGCCACGGAAAAUUCGCAACGAAAGCAGGACCCCGUUGAAGCAUCUUGUCUUACUGUGGACCAGUUCUUCGCCUGGGCUGCAGUACAGCCAGCCAUUCAUGGAUAUGGUCCACCGCGUAGUGUCAGAAUUCAUGGGGGCUCGGCCAAAGAAAAACGCCAAGAUGGAGCUUAUCAAAAGUCUCUUCCACCUUUUGCCCACUGAUAAUCGCGACUCGUCUCGGGCUAUUUGGCAAGUUCUUGCCGGCUUUGCCGCUACCAUCAUCAGCAUGAGAGAAGAUCAAGAUAGUGGAAGUGACGAGCAACAACUUGGCGUGGCAUAUAAAGAGCUGGUUGAGAUUCUAAGACUCGGCGUCAAUUUUUCCCCAAAUUCCAUUCCUCACAAUUGGGAGACUCUUUUCGAUGCAUUGAUUACCUCAGUCACUAUCAAUGUCGGCGAUGCAGGGAGGGCCAUCGCUGUUGUUGAGCCCCUCGCCAAGUUUUUUACUACCUCAGUACCAGAUGUCGAUACGGAAUCAAGAGGACUGUUCUAUCUCAGUUUCAUCCUUGAAAGCGCAACUUACCCCAAAGACCGACGGGCUCUGGACGCAGCCUCAAGGAGAUUAACAGGGGGUCCUGCCACCCAAAAGCCCUCGACCUUUGACCCAUACAUUCAUUUGUACGAGUAUGUAAGAAUCGGUUUGGAGACAGCCUAUGACACCCACUCUACUGAUCACCUCUCCGAGAACGCGGAUAUCGUUUCAGCCACGACAUAUUUGCUAAGGAAAUGUCCCGUUUCGUUGAUUCUGCCUGUUCUUGCCAAACUACAAGCGGGCAUCGCAUGCUGGAUCAUCGAUAGCGAGGCGAAGCUGGAUAGUGGAGAUUUUUUGUCGAAAGAAGUUGCAACCAUGUGGGCGAUGGUAAAGAAGCUGAUUUCUCAAUUGCUCGAUGAUUAUAGUCAUUCGAAGGUUCUGAAUGAGCUGGAGAUGUUGAUUUGCGCGGGGUUAGACAGCAAGCACGAGGGAAUUUUCGCAGGAACUAUUAAAUUCUGGAACGAUUAUUUUGGCUCCUGCGAAGAACCUUUGCACUACCCAGAUUAUAUUCAAGAAAUUCUUCUAAGAGUCCGUCGAGUUGCUGAAAUCCAGCUCCCUUCUUUCCCAGACGACCUUGAUGAGGACCUUUCUGCAGAGACAAGACAACCGAGAGAUUUUCUCGAUACCCAGGAUUCGUUCUAUCCCCCUCCAGAAGAAGAGUCUCCUAUGACAAAGAGAUUGAGGUCAACGACGCCCCAAGUUCUGAUCCAGGUCAGUCGGUCGAUGUCGGCAAAACGAUCUCGCGAGAGUACCCCUACUUUCAGUAAACGGAAGCCAAGAAAACCGGACGUCACGCCACGACUUCGUCAUGAUGACUCGCAGGUCCAAUUCGAAGCUAUUGAGUCUUCGCCAAUGGCAGAUAGAGUCAUGGAUUCUCAGCUUUUGACGGAUAAGCAGAAAGAGACCAAGGAGCGCCAAUACGCUGACCAGGCCAUGUUUCCCGACCUCAAGUCCACUCCGGUGCCUAGAGAGAAGUCGACGCCGAGAGGUCCUGAGCUAGAGCUUCCUACUCAUCGUUCCUCGUCGCAACUGCGGACUAGAAAUGCGGGGAUUGAUCGAGACACCACACCUAGUCUUGUCCUUCCAAGUGACGACGAUGGUUUUGUUGCCUCUUCCCCGACUCCUACACGACCAAUUCGGGAUGAAAGUAGAAUCGUAGACCCUCUAUCAUCUCUACCCGAGGCCGCAUCAAGAAGAGCCAGACCUUACAAGAGCCCCCACAAGAGCCCUUACUUGAAGGCCACUCCAUCUCCCAAUUUUUCACCAGUGUCCGAGAACGGCCAAUCGGUGCUUGUUGGUAAAGCUGUAAAGCCUGUCGCCGAUGAUGAAAUCCCAUCAUCUCCACCGGACACGACGUCUAAAGGCGAUGAGACUAUGGAUCUAGAUCAUACAGCGGAAAUUAAUGAGGCGCGUCUCGGACUUCCAGAGCUUGAGCCAUUGGAUGAGGGUCAAGAAGUUGUCAACGAGACACCUUCCCUGGGACCUUCUGCUCAAGUAAAUCCCUUUCUAUUUACCAACACCACGAUUUCAAGCGUCCAAUUCUCCCUCACGGGACGCCAUAACUCACCUGCGGAAGACGCUCCGUCGGGUCAAUUGAUAGCUCCUCAUAGAGAAGAAGAAGAACCGAAGUCGGCAAUGGAAAUCGACAGCAAAGAAUCCCCACCAGUUGGACUGGAUGCGGAACUUGCGAACCUAAAUGAAUCUGCCAUGAGGCCUAUAUAUGAUUCUCGGCCUCCUGGCACGCCUGCUCAGCACUCUGUCAACCCUAUUAGCCCUCCAAUCGGCGAUUUCAUCGAUACGAACUCCAGCCCUGCUUCUUCCGACAAGCAGGUCUUUGGAGAUGCCGUACCCUCUCCAUUCGUGCUGAGGGGUAGGCCCAUACCAGUCCAGACACCAUCAACUCCAACCGAAUUCGGCAAUGACUCGAGCUUGGUUCGUAUGAUGGCCGAAUACGAUGAACUUGUUGCUACAAGACCCGUUGCCUCAAGACCCGUUGCUUCUCCCACAAACAAUUCUACACGACGAAGUCCUCGAGUAUCUUUGUCGAAGUCGGAAAUUCCACCUACGCCAGAAGUUCGGAUUGCAUCGGCUCGCAAAUCACCAUUGAAGCAAACAACCAACGCCCGGAAUCUCGUGGACAAAGAAAUUACCUAUAAAUCAGAUGCACUCAAGUCUUCUUCGAUAGCUUCGCUGAUCCCAGAUACGCCCGGUGUCAGGGCCAGAAUACCAAUCAUUGGCGAUGAUGGAGUCGAAUACAACGAGGAAGAUACUAUCGUCGUCGACACCUCCAGCCUUGACAGAUACCAGCCUAGAGCCAAGCGUGACAGCAAGAGGGGUAGAAAGCGAAAGCAUCCAGACCUCGACGGAGAUUCGAAUGAAAUACCUGACAGCCAGGACUCCGCGGCUGUACCGGAUAACACUUCACCAAGAAAGUCGUCUCCAAAGAAGAAGAAACGUAGAGGACGACGACCUAAGAGAGCUUCUCAAAUUAAACAUGAUGAGUCACAGUCUCAAGAGGUCGACUCGAGUCAAGAUAUGUAUGAUGGAUCGGUCGAUCUCGAUGCACCAGUGUCGGGAACGAACGUCGACGGCACUGCGGUGUCGUUUGCUGACGCUGAGAUGGAGGACAUCGACGGAGAGGUCGCCCGUACAAGCACGCAGAGCUCCGAACAUCCAGUCGAAGGAGAGCAUGCUCGAAGUGACAAGCAGACUCUCGGGGAAGUUGAGUCUAAGCUUUCUUCGACUGGUGGCGUCCAUGGACCCAAGGAGACGCUUUUCAGGGGCCUCGAAUUCUGCCAAACUACUGAAGAGUCUUUAAUUGAGGAUACCAUGGCAGAUUUGGAGCCCGAAAUUGAACAACAAGUUGCUACCGAAGGUAGCGUUGACAAAGGUUCUUCAGGCUCCUACGGGACAAACGACCCAUCUGUCGUCAUCAUUGAAGAGACGCGCGUCGAAGAUUCCAGCUUUUUACGCAAAUCUAGCUCGCCCGUCAUUGAAGAAAAAGUUAUCGGUGAUUCGAUUUCGUUGGAUAGCUCUGGCUCAAACGCCGAGACGGGGGUCAGACCUGAGGAGGAGGUUGUAUCGCGCGAGGUUGUCAUAGUACAGGCCUCUGCCACAGAGCCGGGAGUCUUUUUAGGGGCCCAAACUAAUGUGGAAGCGCUUGUCACAGUUGAAAGCAUGGCCCACAAACUUCAGAGUUUGCUCAAGGACUUGCAGACGGCGUCGCUGAGCAGAGAGGACGUGAACAGACUCGAGGAUUUAUUUAUGGAUGCGAAGGGGCACUUGUAUGAUGCUGCACGGAGGGGCCGGCGAUCAGCGGAUAAGGGUUUGUAA
Drepanopeziza brunnea f. sp. 'multigermtubi' MB_m1 is the source of this 6096-nucleotide messenger RNA. RefSeq lists its product as uncharacterized. Lineage: Eukaryota; Fungi; Ascomycota; Leotiomycetes; Helotiales; Drepanopezizaceae. Gene Ontology annotation, biological process: telomere maintenance. The record is from RefSeq and is a predicted model, not a curated record. Gene Ontology annotation, cellular component: nucleus.